Mizuhopecten yessoensis (Yesso scallop) is the source of this 994-nucleotide messenger RNA. RefSeq lists its product as uncharacterized. The transcript is spliced from 4 exons. Bases 28 to 579 code for a protein of 183 amino acids. The record is from RefSeq and is a predicted model, not a curated record. NCBI's taxonomy places the organism in Eukaryota, Metazoa, Mollusca, Bivalvia, Pectinida, Pectinidae.
AACGUCAUCCCAUUAUCAUCUAGUUUAAUGAAAAAUUUAGUGCGCACAUGCAAACCUACCAUGGAUUCUCCCCUCUGCUACGUCGUGUUCCUGGCCUUACUCGUACUUGAUUCUGUCUCCGGCGUGAGGUUCAGGUACACCAGUUAUUACUACAGCGGAUAUCGAUAUUACUAUAGAGGAUACAGCUAUACCUACUAUUACUACGCUGGGUCAUCGUAUGGAGGAGGGAUUGCCGGGAUCGUUGUCGGAUGUCUGAUCACCGUUGGCGGCAUCAUUGCCUGUAUCGUCUCUUUUUGUAUAUUGUGCAGACGAAGGAGAAGGACAGCCGGCCGACUCAUCACUCCGGCCGUAUACUCUCCUAAUACUACCUCCGCUACCGGAACUGUCGUGAUACAGGGUAACACCCCUAUACUUUGGGCAGAAGGCUCCCCACACGGACUCCAGGGCCAGGAGAGCGGACAUUUGCCGCCAUCCUACGAUAUGGUUGUUGCUGGUACUACUGCUACCUCAACAACCACUGCCGGUUCCGUCGGAGGUAUCUCUUCCCCAACCGACACGGAUACCGCUCAAAAAUUCUGAAGGCACAAAACUUACACCUGCAGUGCCUUAUUGUUUAGAAUCGCAUUGCUUGCCUUUCUGAUAAUCUGAUUAUAUGAUAUUUUAAAAAACAACUUUACAUCAUAUUAUAUUUUUAGGGGGUUUAGAAUCUCCAGAAAAAAACUAUUCCUUUUCAUAAAAUGCCCUUAUAUUUUUUUCAGUAUGCACUUCUCGUUAUACAAACAUGUUAUACUUAUUCAUGUGUGAAGUUUUUGCAUUUUAAAAUUUGACUCUGGCGUCAAGUUAGAGUUCAUACACAAAGCUGUACUCUUCGGAGAAAAUGAUACCUCAUUUCCGCUUUGUCUAAGCUCAUCUUAUUUAACUUCAUAUCAGUAUGUUUACAUUGCUCGCCGUUGUUUUAACAUAAUAUUUGUGUCAAUAAAGUUCUAUUACAUUU